Molecule: messenger RNA, 4632 nt
Organism: Folsomia candida
Lineage: Eukaryota; Metazoa; Arthropoda; Collembola; Entomobryomorpha; Isotomidae
Exons: 15
Coding region: 429-2846 (805 amino acids)
Source: RefSeq, a predicted model, not a curated record
AUUAUACAAAUAAAACAACGUUUGAUUUGCCGUUGCUAUGUUUUUAUGUUUAGUUUGAUAAAUGAUAAACAUAAUCUGCCAUUCAUAUCUGCGUUAUGAGGACAACGUGCAAUUAUUUACACAUAAGUGGUUCGCUUAUCAAUCCCAUGAUUGAUGUGGGGGCGAUAUUGUUAAUUUCCCCCUUUACAAAUCACCCCUACAGGAAUAUUGGGCAUAUUGGGCAUCUACGUGGAUCUUUUAUACGCCUUAACACCGUCAAUAUGUUGCCAGCAUAUUGGUUAUGAUAUAAAGAAUUCAAAUAACGAAUAGUAUUCAGUCAUUUAUAAGACUUCUUUUAUCGUUACAUUAUAUUAUUUAUUUGCCCCGUGUUUAUGAAUUUAAUUAGCUAAAUUCAUUGCGCACAAAAAUAGAAAAGCAAAUCAAGAAAAAUGUCAGGUUUGCAAAUAAUGUUACCAAAGAAUCCAUGGAACCAACCCAUGGAAGACUACCUUCCUAUGGAACUCGAAGGAUCACGAAACAGUUUUUUAAGAACAGCCACCAAGGAAUCGAAUAAAAGCGGGACCAACCAUAUUAUAUAUCAUCAAGCGUUCCUCAAUUAUGAUUUGGUCAUCCAGAAGAUUCCAAGUGGUAUGAGGGAUUAUCGAGCUCCAUUCAACGUCAAAAUUAAACCUGUCGCCUGGGCAGCAGCCUUUAACCAGCGGGACAUUGAAUCCACCACAAGAUGUCUUUGGAAGGCCAUCGUUCAUUCAGAAUGCCGUCGGAUCAUUAUUGCCGAUAGAAUUGCAAGAAGUAACAUUGUCAAACUUUUUGAACACGCCGUAUCAUUCAUGAUGGCCAAGUUUCAGCCUACAUCACACGUAAAUCCGUGGUCAUUUCCGUCUAGUUUCGACGAAAUCGUCCGCCAGGUCCCUUACCCGGACGAUGAUCUGACCUUCAUUGUUCGUGCAGUACUACGCGAGUUCGAUCCACGCCAUGACCAGGACGCGCCUGCUAGAUCAAACAUGGGUAUGAUUGUCAUUGAUAACAUCGAUACUGAUAGUACCAACGGCGGAUUUUGGGAUGAAGACGAAAGUUCGGAAGCCAGCGCUGAAUUUAUCGACAACUCAAAAAUGGAGCUUCACUACGAAGACAUAUUUAAGAAAAUGGUGAACAAAAAUUCCGAGCUGGUAACAGAACUCAGGUUGGAUACCGCACAAAUAGCUGCUGCGUUGACGAGGCGCACAAUAUGUCAGGAUACGAAUCAAAUUGUGGAUACCAUCCAAUUUCGAGACGACAUUUGGAAGGAGGCGUUUAAAAGUUGUUCCGAAUCUAUUGGAAGGGUAGCAGCAAAAUUAUCAGGCAGUAUAGUAAGGUUACCAUUCCUAAACGAGACAGACCCUGCCGAUGUCGAAAUGAUGGGGUCCCCUGGUUGGCUAGGAUCUAUCUUCCCUACUGAGAUGCUGGCAAUUUAUCGUGCCUCCAAAUUCAUACACAAUAGAAAAACCAUCGCGUUGGGAUACGAAGAAAUGUUUGAUUCCCAAAUACCCGAGCACAAUGAAUAUCCCACAAUCAGAGAAUGUGAAGAUAUCGACAAAGAAAUUCUGCUAAGUUUGCGAAAUAUUCCUAGUGGGCUACAUCACGUACAAAUUGGGCUUCCUGAAGCAUUCCGUUCCACGUGGUUGUACCGAAGGGACAGAAGUUUGUUGUACCCGGGCGAAGAUUUUUUGGAGGAAAUUCCUUCCUCCAAAGGAAAGGAAUAUUUACAUCGGCGCUUUGGCCAUAUAGCAAAACCAUCAAAUUCUCCAAAACCUAGAACGGUUUCAAGAAAACAUGAAGAAAGUUAUACAUUUACUGUCAAAAAAUUGCAGCUGGACAAGAAUCUGCUCGACGUGUAUAAACAUAAGGAAAAUGUUAACGGCAUUGAACCAAUAUUGCUAAAGGAGCUCGCAAAGGAUUCGACUUGUGUAUCUCUGAAUAUUGAAAUCCGUUGGGGGGAAUCAAAACAAAACAGAAUCCAUGCUUUCUCUGUAGCCACGUGGAAUACUGCAAAGAAAGUUUAUUCUAAAAAUGGACCUAUCCGUAUGGGAACAAAUCUACUUCAUGCGAUCUUUGAAGUGGACGAACUGCGCAACUAUACACCAUCCGGAAGAAAAAGCGCAUUUACAAGCGGAAAACUGGACGAAAACAGGCAGUGGCAAAUCAUUGAUGUCAUCCAUUACUUUUUGGCACAUGGUGUAUGCUUUGAUCCUUGGACACCAGACCUAGAGAAAAAGAUACGAAAAGCAGUCAUUACCGAGGGGACGCAUGCAAUAAGGGCAGAACUUAAGAGAAACAAAGAUGGGCAGUCAACUUAUCAAAACUUGCAAGACUACCCAUUGGUGACACCCAUGGAUACGUCGUCGGACAUUUCAACAUUUGAUACGAAGGAACCUACAAAUUUUUCGGACCACGAAAAACCAGAGGAUGAUGACAUGAUCGACGUAAUUAAAUUCGAUCAGGACGUUAAGAAUUGGGGUACUAGACUACAUCACAAAAUCAACCGUUUACAGAAUCACAUUAUAUCACAAGCAAGAACACGCAAGGGGCAAGUAGUGAGCGAGCUAGCUUUCGUAGAGCCUUCAAUAAACAAGGAAACGGAAGCAUACGUCAACGACAUCGUCGAGUAUUUGAACUGUUCCAGAGAGGAGCCAGAUAUAUUCCACAAGUUACUUGGCUCAUUAGACAGGUUCGCUUUGGAAACCAGCAAAUUUGAGGUCAGCGACCGUUACAUCAUGAACAAAUUGGCGGAAUCAGACGUGUCUUGCUACCUCAGCAAUAAAGAUGGACGCGAGAAGGCCCAGAUAGUGAUAAGAUGGAAAAAAGAGUGAGUUCCAACUCAUCAAGUGGAAUAUGACAUCACACAUACACAAAUACUUCAAGCAUCAAUCUAGAUCAUAUAAAAUUCCAGAGACGAUAAGCGUAUUAUUGCAAUAUCAUAUUUGCAAGUUUCGUCCAAAUGUAGAGUAUGUAGUAGUGUACGUAAUAAAUUUUAAUAUGUAAAUAUAUACUUAAAUAUCACCACAUUCAGUCCGACUAUGGCUACCUUAUCAUGUUAGUUUGUGAUAUCGCUGUGAUAAUAAAAUAGUGAUUAGCUUAUGUCUACUUUUCGCUAUUGACUCCGUUCCUCCAUUAUCUGCAGAGCUGUCUUCUGAAGCAUAUACAUAGGACAACGUUCUAUGUAGUAACUUUGCUAAAAGUUGUUACCACACCUAUAUACGUACAUAUUAAAACAAAUUUUUAAUCUAUGUAUUAAACGACAGGAAAUAAUAAUUCCAAUAAGAAAUGUGUUCAUACUACUGAUUAUAAUCGUCAUUAGAUUAAGCGGUCGAUAAUGCAUAACUUCAUCACUGUUGGAAAUUAAAUUUAAGGUGAACACACUCGCCCACAAGUUUUUGUCAGUAUAUGAAACUGUCAACUCGCAAUAUCCAGUCAAAAUACGGCUACUUCGAACACAAUGUUAAAAUUUAAAAAUCAACAGGUCAAAUGCAGCACUCGCUAUGAGCUAAUUCCAGAUGGCGGUCGGUACCAGUGGGAUCGCUUAUUUUCAGAGCACCACAUCCCUCCAAGAUGUGCUACUAGUGUGAUCAUCGUGGAUCCCCACAUCUACAAGGAUUAUCACUUCCAUAGUCUUGCGGAAUGUAUUCAAGCCGUUCUCCCCAAUUGUAAGUCGAAGUACUGUGAGUUCAUUUUAAGGACCUGCGAUAAGGAGGAAUGGGAGUUUGACAAUUGCACUACGUAUUAUCCUUCGUCGUUGCCGACCUACCUAACCUUUACUGAGUUAUACAAAGCCAUAUUUGCCAAGUGUUUUGACCGCCCGGAGAAUAAACUCCUCGAAGGAAUGGAGAUAGACGUUCAGAUCGGACCAUCAGGAUCCCUGCACGAUAGAUCAAUUACAAUUAUUGCGCCGUCAGAUGCGAAAUCAAAAAUUUUUCGGUUCGAUCUUGGCCGAGGCCUAGAUAUAUUUCUCAAGUGUUCCUGUGAAAAUGUUAACUCCCGGCGGAGGAAUGGGAUCGGGAAUAAUUGCUACAACAAAAUAAGUGACAAGGAAUAUAAACGUGACACGCAUCCAGCAGAGCAUUAUCUAGAUUGCCGAUUUAAUGAGCCCAAAGAUUUUUCCACAGUACUGGACGUUCAUCCAACCCGUCGAAGUCAGAUCACUUGUGUCACCUUCGAGUUUCCAAGUAAGGAUCUGUGCCAGGAUGGAAAGAAAAUAUUGAGCGAUCACACGCUACCAACAAAACCGAUAACCUUAGCAAACGCUAAUAAAAUGAAUGAACUGAUUGUUCGGUUUGGAGAAGUAUCAAUGUUUUAACCUCAUUUUGGAAUUCCAUAUAUAUUUCUGACAAGAAUUAAAAAGUGAAGACAUGCAUAUUAUUAUUUGGAAAUUAAUAGUGUCAAGGUUAUUAAUUGUUGUCGUCCAACUAUAAUUUGAAAACUUCUUAUUUAUUAGAAUUGUUAGAUAAAUCAAGACAGUUUGGAAUCACCUACCAUUAAAUUUUUUUAACCCACAUUGCAGAAGAUAAAUUCACCGGCGUUAAACGUAUUGUUUUUUUUAUUUAAAUAUUUCAUAUUGUUUUAGGAUUUGAUGACUUAAUAAAUUAAUAUGCUAUUUAA